UAAAAGGCAAUUAUUUUUUGAUUGCCGAUUUUUACUUUGUGCAUUUUCGGGAGGACCACUGGACUGGUUGGAUUAUAGGAACUAUAUAGAAGGAUUUGUGGAGAUGUUGGGUCGUCAAGAAGAUAAAUUAUGUGGAAUUUUCUCUGCUCUGGCGGCUUUGUCCUUCGUAUGCUUUGUUCAAAGCUCCUCCAUUGGAAGCGCCGGCAUGUCUGUGGCCAAGACCACCGUGGACAAGUUGCUGAAGGGAUAUGACAUCCGUUUAAGGCCUGAUUUUGGAGGUCCUCCAGUCGUCGUAGGAAUGAGCAUCAACAUAGCAAGUAUAGACUCCAUCUCAGAAGUAAACAUGGACUAUACCAUCACAAUGUAUUUCCAGCAGAGCUGGCGAGAUAAACGGUUGGCCUAUGGUGAGCUGAACCUAAACCUAACUCUGGACAACCGUGUAGCAGACCAGCUUUGGCUCCCUGACACCUACUUCCUUAACGACAAGAAGUCCUUUCUUCAUGGUGUGACAGUAAAAAACCGUAUGAUCCGACUGCACCCUGAUGGCACCGUCUUAUAUGGAUUAAGGAUAACCACUACUGCUGCUUGCAUGAUGGACUUAAGGAGGUACCCUCUUGAUGAACAGAACUGCACCCUGGAAAUUGAAAGCUAUGGAUAUACAACAGAUGACAUUGUAUUCUUCUGGGAAGGAGGAGACAAUGCUGUUACGGGCGUUGACAAGUUAGAGUUACCUCAGUUCUCCAUCGUGGCCACCCAAUUGGUGUCCAAGGAGGUCAUCUUUACUACAGGUGCAUAUCCAAGGCUUUCACUGAGUUUUAGGAUUAAGAGGAACAUUGGAUAUUUCAUCUUGCAGACAUAUAUGCCCUCCAUCUUGAUCACCAUCCUCUCCUGGGUCUCCUUCUGGAUCAAUUACGAUGCCUCUGCAGCUCGGGUGGCCCUGGGUGUGACAACGGUGCUUACCAUGACCACUAUUAACACCCACCUUAGGGAGACGCUCCCAAAGAUUCCAUAUGUGAAAGCCAUCGACGUCUACCUCAUGGGCUGUUUUGUGUUUGUGUUCCUGGCCCUGCUUGAAUAUGCCUUUGUAAAUUACGUGUUCUUUGGUCGGGGCCCUGCGCAACAGAAGAAACUCAGCGAGAGGCUGAACAAAGCCAACAAUGAGCGCACAAGAUACGAAGAGAAGCGCCUGAGGGAACAGGACUCCAUUUCCGUGCCGUUUCAAACCAACACCUUCAGGUCAUUUACACAGCGAAGAAAUCUGUAUCUCGAGGAACAAAGAAAAGUUGGGGUGGAUGCUUAUGGAAACAUCCUCCUCACCACGCUGGAGAUGAAUAACGAAGUGAUGCCUUCUGACGUGGGGAGCAGCGUCAGUGACUCUCGGAAUUCGGUCAUGUCCUUUGACAGCUCCGGGGUCCAAUUCAGGAAGCCCAUGGCGCCCCGAGAUGGCUUCAGCCACCACUCGCUGGAUCGGAGCGCCAUGCGGAGCCGGGCCAACUGUCGGCUAAGACGACGCUCCUCCAAGCUCAAGUUGAAAAUCCCCAACCUGUCAGAUGUUAGCACCAUUGACAAGUGGUCCCGGGUCAUUUUCCCUAUCACCUUUGGAUUUUUCAACCUUAUCUACUGGUUGUACUAUGUGAAAUGAUGUGCAUCCCACAAGGAAUCAUGGGCCAUAUUUUGAGAGCACAUUAAAUUGGCUUUGAUACAGUUCCAAAAUAUGUAUACACAUAUACGAGUUGAACAUAUGUAUAUGCAUAUUUCUAUAUAUUAUAUUUAUAUAUACACAUGUGAAAUCCGAAAGACCUUUCUGCUGUACAAAGUAUUAAUAGGAUGACUUGAAUGUUUAAGAAUAAUUGUGAAAGAAGAAUUUGGAGGCUUUGAGUUUCUUUUUCCUGCUGAAACGAACAAAACAAACACGAGAUCCCACCAGGGGGUUUUUGGAACUAAAGACUGCAUGAUAUUUUUGCUAAAAAAAAAAAAGAAAAAAAAGAAAAGGGGAAAAAAAAGAGAAGAAAAAAAGAGAAAGCGAAAGCUCUCGAGAGAGAAACGAUGUCUCAGAGUCCCAUUGACUUUUUAUUGAUACUUACUGUAAUCAAAAAUCCUCUUCUGCAGCUCAUGAAAUCAGUGGUGGCUUGUCUGUUCAGGCAUCAGCUGAGUGAGAUCCUUGGCACCCCCCCGCCCGCUCCCCACACGCACCGCUACAGCCGAAUCCCCCACCUCCCCCACCCCCGCCAUCACCCAUGGAUAACAUGCACGGAAAUCUCCGGUUCUACUAUGUACAGCAACCUUGUUUGGAUUAUGUGUUGUUCCUUGGGUUUUUUGAAGUGAUAUCGUUCUCUUUAUCAGACAUCAGCUCUGGCCUAA
Messenger RNA from Oreochromis aureus, 2361 nucleotides. RefSeq names its product gamma-aminobutyric acid type A receptor subunit beta4 (gene gabrb4). The coding region runs from base 104 to 1642 and encodes 512 amino acids. Gene Ontology annotation, molecular function: neurotransmitter receptor activity; GABA-A receptor activity; extracellular ligand-gated monoatomic ion channel activity. The transcript has 10 exons. The record is from RefSeq and is a predicted model, not a curated record. Gene Ontology annotation, cellular component: synapse; GABA-A receptor complex; neuron projection. Gene Ontology annotation, biological process: monoatomic ion transmembrane transport; nervous system process; signal transduction. Lineage: Eukaryota; Metazoa; Chordata; Actinopteri; Cichliformes; Cichlidae.